AGAGCAUUUGUUAAUCAUGAAGAGUUUAACCUUGCUUGCUCCUUUACUCUUUUGUGUUACUUUACUAUGUUCUUCUCUUAAUGUUGCUUCUGAUUCUGCAGCAGAAGCAUUGGCAAUCCUCAAAUGGAAAGCCAGCCUUCAAAGCCAAAACCAUUCUGUUUUGCUUUCCUGGAAUACUUCCAACAACCCAAAUACCAAAACAAGUCCUUGUGCUUGGUUUGGAAUCCAUUGCAACCAUGCUGACAGUGUUAUAAAGAUUAACCUCACUGGCUAUGGUGUAAAAGGUACGCUCCAUUUAUUUCCAUUCUUGUCUUUGCCUAAUCUUGCAGAGUUGGACCUUAGCACCAAUGAACUUUAUGGCAUAAUCCCACCUAAAAUCAGUCAGCUCUCCAAACUCACCUACCUCGAUUUAUCCUUUAACCAGUUCUCUGGGCAAAUCCCACCUGAAAUUAGCCACCUUGUACAUCUUCAGACCCUCCACCUUGCUGGAAAUCAGUUGAACGGCUCAAUUCCUCGAGAAAUUGGUCAGCUCAAAUUUCUCACUGACCUUGCCUUGUGUAGCAACAAGCUAAAUGGUUGCAUUCCUGCUUCUCUCGGUAAACUAAGUCGACUUGUUUCCUUGCUUCUCUAUAAUAAUUCCCUUUCUGGUCCCAUUCCUCCAGAAUUGGGAAACCUUAGGAAUUUGGUUGAAGUUUACCUGGACACCAACCGUCUAACUGGUCCAAUCCCUUCCACAUUUGGAAACUUGAAAAACCUGAGGGUGCUUCACAUGUUUAACAACAGUCUUUCAGGUCCCAUCCCCUCCGAGUUAGGGAAUAUGGAAUCUCUUUCUGAAAUAAGCCUUUAUCACAACAAUCUAUCUGGCUUGAUCCCAACCUCAUUUGGUGACUUGAGACUUCUUACACUUGCCCACCUCUAUGAAAAUCAACUCUCUGGUCCAAUUCCUGAGGAGAUAGGAAACUUGAAUUCUCUUGUUGACCUAGAGUUGAGUGAAAACCAACUCAAUGGCUCUAUUCCUGCUUCACUUGGCAAUUUGAGCAACUUGGAAAUUCUGUUCCUCCGAGACAACUGGCUUUCAGGUUCCAUUCCUAAUGAAAUUGGAAACUUGAUGAAGUUGACCAUGUUAGAACUAGAUCACAACAAUCUGACAGGAAAUUUGCCGCAAGGCAUUUGCCGUGGUGGAUCACUUGAAUACUUCACAGCAAAUGACAACCAGCUUACCGGACCAAUCCCUCAAGGGUUGAAAAAUUGCACUAGCUUGAAGAGAGUCUACCUUGAAAGAAACCGACUCAGAGGAAAUAUAUCUGAAGAUAUAGGUGUUUACCCAAAUCUAAAAUUCAUUGAAUUAAGUGACAAUGAAUUUUAUGGUGAAGUGUCUUCCAAUUGGGGGUUGUGCAAAAGUUUAGAGAGCCUAUCUAUUGCAAGGAACAAUCUCAGUGGUGCAAUACCCCUGGAACUAGGACUUAUGUCCAAGCUUUUGUAUCUAGACUUGUCUGCAAACCAAUUGAGCAAGUCCAUCCCUGAAACUAUAGGGAAUCUGUCCAUGUCAUUCUACUUGAAUUUGAGCAUCAAUCAGUUUAGCCAAAAUAUUCCAAUUCAAGUAGGCAAGUUAACUAGGCUGUUUCAUCUAGAUUUGAGUCACAACAUGCUUUCAGGGAAGAUUCCAGGGGAACUUCAAAGUUUGCAGAGCUUGGAGACACUAAACCUUUCUCACAAUAAUCUCUCUGGUGAAAUCCCAGCCUCUUUUAAGCAUCUCCAGGGCUUGUACACUGUUGACAUUUCAUACAAUGAGCUCCAGGGUCACAUUCCCAACUGUCAAGCAUUUCUAAAUGCUUCAGUACAAGAAUUGAGAGGGAACAAAGCAUUAUGUGGCAAUGCUAGUGGGUUACCGCCUUGCACACCUUUUUUCUAAGAAGGGUCACAACAACAACAAAACCCUUUUCAUAGUUAUGUUCCCUCUUUUAUUGGUUUCUGGUCUCUCGAUUUCAUCAAUUGCUUUGUUGUUUGCCUUCAAGAAGAGGAAGAAAGAUACAGAUGAAGAAAGACGAAGCAAUGCAAGUGAUAAAAUAUUUUUCUCUGUCACUUCCCUUAGUGGAAGAAUAUUGUAUGAAGAGAUCAUUAGAGCCACCAAAGAUUUUCAUGCUCAAUAUUGCAUUGGGAAGGGAGGAUAUGGAAACGUGUACAAAGCAGGGCUGUCAUCUGGUGAAGUUGUAGCUGUGAAGAAAUUCCAUCCAAUGCAUACCGGUGAAAUGGCAGAUCAAAGACAGUUCCUGAAUGGGGUAAGGGCAUUAGUAGAACCAAGACAAAAAUAUUGUGAAGUUCUACGGUUUUUGUUCCUCUGCGGGUCGUUCCUUCUUAGUAUACAAGUACCUUGAAAGGGGUAGCUUGGCUUCUGUUCUCUGCAAUGAUGAAGAAUGUAAGAAAUUGGACUGGAAUGAGAGAGUGAACAUUGUCAAAGGUGUUGUUCAUGCCCUCUCCUAUUUGCACCAUGACUGUUCACCACCCAUUGUUCAUCGAGAUAUAACAAGCAACAACAUUCUGCUUGGUUUGGAGUAUGAAGCUCACCUUUCAGACUUUGGCAUGCUAAGCUUCUCAAUCCAGACUCAUCCAAUUGGAGUAAUAUUGCUGGAACAUACGGAUACAUUGCACCAGAGCUUUCCUACACCAUGCAAGUUACUGAAAAAUGUGAUGUGUAUAGUUUUGGUGUGCUGGCAUUGGAAUUGAUAGUCAGGGCAUAUCCGGGUGAAUUUCUCUCUAGUCUAUCAAUUUUCACUGCUGAAAGCAUUCCACUAAACAAUGUGUUGGAUCAAAGGCUUGCACCUCCACUGCCGGAAGUUGUGAACAAACUCAUAUUCAUCCUGAAGUUGGCUGUUUCGUGUUUAAAUAUCAAUUCAAAAUCGAGGCCAACCAUGCACACUGUUUCUCAGCUGUUGUUCAACCACAUCUAGUCCCAUCUAUGACUCUUUGAUCUUCAUCUAAGAUACCACCUUAGAAACGUUUGGUAUUUGCUCUAAUGUUGUUUGUUUAGCUUUUGUGUAGUUAUCAUGGGUUAAUGGGUUAGCAUUUUUAUACCCUUAAUUACCUUUUCCUUGAGAAUUUGUAGUGCAAUAGGAGUUGGUUCAGAUCUGUCUGUAACAGUUCAUCAUACGUUCUAUUCUAAGGAAUAAAAAGGUGUUACCUGACCCUUAUAUUUUCAAACUUUUAUGCCCUCUAUUUUAAUUAUGAUUUAGACAAUUAACUUCUGUUUUUAGCAAAGUUCACUUAUUUUUCUGAAGAACUUGACAUGAUGUUCAAUUAUUUUUCAAAUUCCAAGUGAGAAAAAGGGAAAUUGGGGCAUAAGAUUUGCAACAUUCCUAAGCAGAAAUUGAAGUCCUUGAACGUGAUAAAAAUAUCAUACAUCCAAAGUUUGGCUCGACAAGACAACAACAAGACAACAGAAUAAUACAAGUUGCAACUACAUAAUAAACAACUAGAAGCAAAAUUUUUCUUCUACAUCCUUAGGACUCUUUCCAAAGCUGAUGAUCCG
This is a messenger RNA of Gossypium arboreum, 3526 nucleotides long. RefSeq names its product MDIS1-interacting receptor like kinase 2-like. The record is from RefSeq and is a predicted model, not a curated record. NCBI's taxonomy places the organism in Eukaryota, Viridiplantae, Streptophyta, Magnoliopsida, Malvales, Malvaceae. Bases 17 to 1912 code for a protein of 631 amino acids. Gene Ontology annotation, molecular function: protein binding. The transcript has 2 exons.